Kwoniella mangroviensis CBS 8507 is the source of this 1170-nucleotide messenger RNA. RefSeq lists its product as uncharacterized. Gene Ontology annotation, biological process: protein O-linked glycosylation via fucose; GDP-fucose import into Golgi lumen. Gene Ontology annotation, cellular component: Golgi apparatus. The transcript is spliced from 2 exons. NCBI's taxonomy places the organism in Eukaryota, Fungi, Basidiomycota, Tremellomycetes, Tremellales, Cryptococcaceae. Gene Ontology annotation, molecular function: GDP-fucose transmembrane transporter activity; antiporter activity. Bases 1 to 1170 code for a protein of 389 amino acids. The record is from RefSeq and is a predicted model, not a curated record.
AUGUUGAGAAUAUUCUCGCCGUUGAGAACGAUACACAGUCAACUCCUGGCACCUGCCACCGCGUUCCUCGAUUCCAGAGGCUUGUACUCCUCCCUCUCCCGCUCGCCUUCUGAAAAACCCAAUGAGCUGGGUGCAGAAGGAUCUGACAAUGGACCGAGUAGAUCGGUCGUCUUCCUGACGGUCUCUUUCCAUAUCACUAUCGCAUUGUCCGUGACACUUCUCAACAAAUGGGCAUUGAACAGCGUGCCACUGCCUCAAGUCUUGCUAGCUUUCCAGACGGGGAUAUGCGUACUACUAUCCCUCAAGGUCAGGAUGUUUUCGCCCGACUCAAUUGGACCGCUUCUCAUGGAUAUUGAAGAGCUGAAGCAACUCUGGCCAUAUCUUUUUAUGAGGACUGUCGCAGUAGGCAUGAAAGUGUGGUGUUUGAACCUCGUGCCAGCUUCCUUUUACCAAGUGUCUAGAGGUCUACUACUCCCUGUCACCGUACUCCUCUCGUACAUGUGCCUCGGCAGUAAAAUCUCUUCAUCUAUACUAAAGAGCGUACUCAUCAUCUGCGCGGGCUUCGUCAUUGGAUCUGUCGCUAAGUACGGAGGCACAAGCUCUCUCGAAUCCUACUCAAACGUCACUCAGGUCGCUUCGGCUAUGGUAGACCUUGGCUUCAUCCUUGGUAUCGCUUCAACCUUCACCACCGCAGCUGAAACGAUCGUUGUCAAGGUGUAUGCCCCCAAACUGUCCAUCUUCAGAGCGGUAUAUGCAACAUCUCUUGUUGGAUUUAUCACUUUCACAAGUCUUUCCUUCUUCUCCGGCGGGUUUGCAGAAUUCUCAGCGCUCCUAUCCCACCCUCAAUCCAACAGUACCACUAUUCUCAGCUCAAUCGGCAUAUCCAGUAUAGCAUACUAUCUCGUAUCCAUUGCUGCCGUCUUACAAAUCACAGUCACCACGCCCGUCACACACACCAUAUCCACUGCUGUACGAGGGGUCCUUCAAAGCCUGCUCGCCGUCAUUCUACUCCCCAACGAGCAGCUCUCGACUUGGCAAGUGGUCAGUAUCUGUUUCAUCCUCCUUGGGUCGAUAAGGUAUACGUGGAUCAAGGAAAAGGAGAAAAGGGAAAAAGAGGUCCAGACUGCCAAGACCGAUCACGAAAAGGAGUCAGGGGGUAUAGCGGUGUAG